Molecule: messenger RNA, 1617 nt
Organism: Andrographis paniculata
Lineage: Eukaryota; Viridiplantae; Streptophyta; Magnoliopsida; Lamiales; Acanthaceae
Product: synaptotagmin-2-like
Exons: 12
Coding region: 1-1617 (538 amino acids)
Cellular component (GO): endoplasmic reticulum
Molecular function (GO): lipid binding
Source: RefSeq, a predicted model, not a curated record
AUGGGAUUGAUCAGCACAAUUCUGGGCAUUUUUGGGUUUGGAUUUGGGUUUCUCAUUGGGAUUGUGGCUGGAUACUUUGCUUUCAUUUUCUCUGAGCCAACUCAUGUUAAGAAUCCUAAGAUCGUACCGUUGUCCGAGCGAUCUGACGAUGAUCUUCAAACCCUUCUUCCGGAAAUGCCUCUCUGGGUCAAGAAUCCGGACUUCGACCGCCUUGAUUGGCUCAACAAGUUCUUGCAAUAUAUGUGGCCUCAUUUGGACAAGGCAAUUUGCAAGAUGGUGAAGGGCAUUGUACAACCUAUGAUUGAUGAGCAAAUUCCUAAGUUCAAAAUCGAAUCGGUGGAAUUCGAAGAACUCACUUUAGGCUGCCUUCCCCCGACUUUCCAAGGAAUGAAAGUUUACAACACUGAGGAAAAGGAAUUGAUUAUGGAAUUAAGUGUGAAGUGGGCGGCUAAUCCUAAUGUUCUCGUCGCAGCGAAGGCGUUCGGGCUAAAAGCUACCGUACAGGUGAUCGAGUUGCAAGUAUUCGCUCAUCCACGGAUUACAUUGAAGCCUCUUGUUCCAAGCUUUCCUUGCUUCGCCAACAUACAUGUUUCUCUCAUGGAGAAACCUCAUGUUGAUUUUGGAGUGAAGUUAUUCGGUGCAGAUGCUAUGUCGAUCCCCGGCGCAUAUAGGCUAGUGCAGGGAAUCAUUAAAGAUCAAGUAGCAAAUAUGUACUUGUGGCCUAAACGACUCGAAGUUCAAGUGAUGGAUCCUGCAAUAGCAAUGCAGAAACCGAAAGGGAUACUCAAUGUGAAAGUCGUAAGAGCAAUGAAGCUGAAGAAGAAAGAUCUUCUAGGAGCAUCGGAUCCUUAUGUAAGAAUGAACCUCGUUGGCGAGAAAGUUGGCGCCAAAAAAACGACCGUUAAAUACAAAAACCUUAACCCCGAGUGGAACGAGGAAUUCACCUUCGUUGUUAAGGAUCCUUCCAAGCAAACUUUGAAGUUUAAAGUCCAUGAUUGGGACGAGGUUGGAUCACACGACAAAAUGGGUAUAAAUGUGAUCCAUUUAAAAGACCUAACACCAGAAGAGCCGAAGAUGAUGACACUGGACCUUCUGAAAACCCUAAAUCCAGACGACCCCCAAAACGACAAGUCACGUGGCCAGCUCGUGGUUGAGGUGAACUACAAGCCGUUCAGCGACGGCGACGUUCCGACGAACGUCGAAGAUUCCGGCGACGUGGACAAGGCUCCGGCAGGGACUCCCGACGGCGGCGGACUGCUGGUGGUGAUCGUCCACGAGGCCCAGGACCUCGAAGGGAAGCACCACACCAAUCCCUCCGUACGCCUCCAUUUCAGAGGAGAGGAGAGGAAAUCUAAGAUUGUGAAGAAAUCGAGGGAUCCUCGAUGGGAUGAGGAAUUCCAGUUCGUGGUGGAGGAGCCACCCAGCAAUGAAAAGAUCCAUGUCGAGGUUGUCAGCAUUUCCAAGAGGAUGGGCCUCAGGCAUCCCAAGGAAAUUCUGGGGUAUGUGGACAUACGGCUGGCGGACGUUGUGAACAACAAAAGGAUCAACGAAAGGUACAACCUUAUCGACUCCAAGAAUGGCAGAAUUCAAAUUGAGAUGCAAUGGAGAACUGCUUAA